AUGGGUCCAGGGUUCAGCAUGGGCAGCUACACCAUGUACUGGUACCGACAAAACCACCAUGGAGCUCCAGUUGAGUUCCUCACCAAAGAAUACGACCAAACUAGCAAAGAGGAGGGGCGAGGAGAUGGCCAGAUGGUGAAGCUAUCCAAGUUGAAUGGUGUGAAGAAGAUUGAGGAUGAAGGGGAAAGAAGAGAGAUGAUCACCCCUGCCCUUAGAGAAGCACUCACAAAGCAAGGGUACAAACUAAUUGGAAGUCACUCAGGAGUGAAGCUUUGUCGAUGGACCAAGUCUAUGUUGCGAGGGAGAGGAGGCUGUUACAAGCACACUUUCUAUGGUAUUGAGUCCCACCGGUGCAUGGAAACCACCCCCAGCCUCGCCUGUGCUAACAAGUGUGUCUUCUGCUGGAG
Molecule: messenger RNA, 407 nt
Organism: Lates calcarifer (barramundi perch)
Lineage: Eukaryota; Metazoa; Chordata; Actinopteri; Centropomidae
Product: S-adenosyl-L-methionine-dependent tRNA 4-demethylwyosine synthase TYW1-like
Exons: 4
Biological process (GO): wybutosine biosynthetic process
Molecular function (GO): 4 iron, 4 sulfur cluster binding
Source: RefSeq, a predicted model, not a curated record